Prosopis cineraria is the source of this 1400-nucleotide messenger RNA. RefSeq names its product two-component response regulator ARR9-like. The transcript is spliced from 4 exons. The record is from RefSeq and is a predicted model, not a curated record. The coding region runs from base 258 to 908 and encodes 216 amino acids. Lineage: Eukaryota; Viridiplantae; Streptophyta; Magnoliopsida; Fabales; Fabaceae. Gene Ontology annotation, biological process: cytokinin-activated signaling pathway; phosphorelay signal transduction system.
GAAAAUUUUGAAAGAUUUGGAUUUGGUGUGAAAUCUGGUCGGAUCUUGCUUUGUGCGAUGCGAUGUGUCUUUUUUCAAUACAAAACUCUUUCUCCUUCUUCUUUCCCUCUGUACUCCUCCUCCUCCUCCCUCUCCCAUAACUAAAAACUAGACAAGCAACGCGACUCUCUCUUCCCUUCCAUUCCCUUACCUUCUUCCAAUCUUCUCUCCUAUCCUUGCCUUCCUGCGAUUUUAGGUUUUUGAUUUUUCAUCUGACAAUGGGAAUGGCCACGGAGUCCCGAUUCCACGUGUUGGCCGUCGAUGACAGCCUAAUCGACCGGAAACUAAUUGAGACACUUCUCAGGACCUCCUCCUAUCAAGUCACCGCCGUUGAUUCUGGCAGCAAGGCUUUGGAGUUUCUCGGUUUGCGUGACAAUGAUCAGACCGACCCUGAUAAGCCUUCUGUUUCUCCUCACAGUAAUCAGGAAGUGGAUGUGAACCUUGUUAUUACAGACUACUGUAUGCCUGGCAUGACUGGUUAUGACUUGCUCAAGAAAAUCAAGGAAUCCUCGUCUCUGAGAAACAUACCAGUGGUGAUUAUGUCAUCAGAGAAUGUCCCUUCCAGGAUUAGCAAAUGCUUAGAAGAAGGAGCAGAGGAAUUUUUCUUGAAACCGGUGAAGCCAGCAGAUCUGAAUAGGCUUAGACCCCAUAUGAUGAAGACCCAGAAAUUGAAGGAUCAAGCACAUAAAAGAGACGAAAAGAUUGAAACCCCAGAGAUUCAACUAGCGUCACAAUCACUAGUAGAGCAACAGCAUCAACAGUCAGUGCAGCUAGUCAAUACUAACAAGAGGAAGACCGUGGAAGAGGGGCUUUCCAUUGAAACUGACAGAACAAGAACAAGAUACAAUGGCAUAGCCACUGUGGUCUGAUGAAUCAUGCCAGAUUAUUUUCUCUCUGUUUAAAAUUGGAAAUCCCGUGUAUCUUUUUCGGAGUCUCAUCGAUCCUGUACACAUUUCCUGAAAAUAUUACCUUCCAAUUUUGCUCCUGAAACAUAUCGAUUGAGAAGAAACCGAAGUUGAAACAAGUGGGAAGAAUCAGAUGAUUCUGUGCUUUGGGUAUGCAAACAAUAUAUUUUGCACCCAAGGAUGUUCAUGAGAAUCAAAUUCAAUUGGCAUUAAAGCGAGGAAAUGCUGCAGCGAUCGCUGCAUUGGCAUGAUUCACUCCUCACGAAAUGUCGUUUGGAUUAGGCAUGAACAUCGUAAAUAAUGGGCCUUUCUUAUUAAUGUGGUUUAUUGGCGCUUGUUUGCAUAGUGGAGACGAAAAUUGUCUCUGUGGAAAGCGUCAAAAGUUGCACUCCGGAUGUAUUAUUUUUCGCCUGUGUGAUUCAAGAUUUAAACUUCAUUUCCCCGUUGCUGGUGAAA